Molecule: messenger RNA, 726 nt
Organism: Cavenderia fasciculata
Lineage: Eukaryota; Evosea; Eumycetozoa; Acytosteliales; Cavenderiaceae
Exons: 2
Coding region: 1-726 (241 amino acids)
Molecular function (GO): peptidyl-tRNA hydrolase activity
Source: RefSeq, a predicted model, not a curated record
AUGAAUACUUUACCAAGAUAUCUAUCAAAUACAUUCAAUAUUGUCAAGUCUAAACCAAACCCAAUUGUUGUAUUUGGAGUUGGUAAUUAUGGAUCAUUAACAUGUCGUAGUAGUAUUGGAUCAAGAACAAUUGAAUAUUUAUUAAAAGGAUUGAAUAUGAAAUGGAUGGACUUUAAAGAAUGCAGUACUAGAAUAGCAUACAACCAAGAGAAUCAUUUAUUAUUCAUUCAACCAGAUACCUACCUCGUCAAGGACAAUCACGAAGUAUUGAGACGAUGCAUCAAGUUGAUGCCAAACAUUCGUGCCGACUCUUUUGUUGCACUUCAUUACGAACAUCUCUACAAGUUGGGUGUUGUUGAUCGUGUUAUUGGUGGUCGUACCUCACACAACCCAGGUCUCACUGGUUUGACCUCUGUUUUCCAAACCGAACAAUAUCACAGAGUAUCUAUGGGUGUUGCUCAUCCAGUAGAUGAUAUCACCUUUGAACAUACUCUCUACUCCAUGUCAGAGGUUUACGCCGAUCUCCAAACACCAUUCCUUUUAAAUCGUUUCCCAGAUGUUCAAAUGGAUCUCGUCGACAAGGUCGUCCUUCCAUACGCUUGCAAUGAAGCUCUCAUUGCCAUCUCUGAAAUUAAACAACGUAACGAUCUCGAAGCCGCCUCAUCUUCUAAACUUUCAACAUUUAUUUCACCUAGAUUAGAUGCUAAAUCAGUUUUAAAGAUGUAA